Messenger RNA from Homalodisca vitripennis (glassy-winged sharpshooter), 1905 nucleotides. RefSeq lists its product as uncharacterized. The coding region runs from base 68 to 1048 and encodes 326 amino acids. Lineage: Eukaryota; Metazoa; Arthropoda; Insecta; Hemiptera; Cicadellidae. The transcript is spliced from 8 exons. The record is from RefSeq and is a predicted model, not a curated record.
GCUGACCCCCGCUCACACGGUACACGUCUCUCUUGCGGUGCUGUCUUCUGCUACUACCGGUCCUAGAAUGAAACGACAACAGAUGAUAGGGUGGAGUCUGCUAGCGAUACUGGGAUGCAGUGUGGUGUCUCCAGUGUUGGGUUACCCUGGAGUGGUGACGGCGGCACACCUCCCUGACAACAGCGACUGGAAGCCCUACGACCCUGCCCCUGUGCCCGCCCCCGCGCAGGUCGCUACCCCAGAGGCACGCAAGUUCGCCGAGAAACCAAACGCCAGCAAAAAAGUGGUCACGUUGGAAGACAGAAAUGACAUAGACGACCUCCAAACAAACCAAAUAUCGGACGCCGGGUUCUCCUGGAGCAACAUGUUAGCGAUGGUGAUGCAGAUGCUGUUCAACCCUAUCAGCAAUCAGCAAGUUGGCCCCAACAAGUCUGACAGCAUCGACACUGAUCAGGGCAUCUCCCCAUCUCCUUGGGCCAAUCUCUUGACCAUGGGAUUGAAGAUCCUCACAGCCAUCCUUGGCGGAGGUGGAGCCCCCCAGGGUGACGGUAUCGACAAGGUGGACAACUCCUCCCCAAUGCAGGGUAUCCUGGCUGCGGUACUAUCAGCAGUGAUUGGCUCGAAGGAUCCUGAUCAAGUGGCGACUAUGGCUAAACAGGCUGGGGAGUUCAUCAAUAUUGUAGUGAACUUGCUUGACGCUCUCAAGACUUCAUUCAGCCACAGGUCCUUGGCUGCUCGAUCCAUCGGCAAGAAAGAUUCAGUCUCAGAGGCAGCAGUCGCCAGUAUAACUAUUCUCAAGGGGUACAUGAGGACAAUGAAAACGACAGAUGACAACUGCCACCAAAAGUACAUCUGCGAGGCCAACAACGAAUGUUCCUCAUCCAUGAAUGGUUCCAGCACCAUUUACUGCCAGCUGGGAACAUAUGCUGCCAGCUUCUUACUGCAGAGGACCAGUGAUUCACCUUUCGAUUCCUUCUACGAGGCAGGUCGCCGAGGCCGAAGCGGAGACGAUUGUCGACAACUGUACCUCACUUGCAACGAGGUCUAGUUUAGCGUCACCCACCCUUCGCUCGCCCUACGAUCUCGCACUCUCCUUUCUUUCACCUUUCCGUCUGACCCGUUCUUUUAAAAUUAUUUAUUGCGCUUACGAUUACGAAUACUGUACAAGAAAGAACUGUGACCGCUACUCAUGCCACUGUCCCCACGUCUUCACACCUCGUCCUCGUGUCAUCUUCAGUCAGUGUUGUUAUUUAUUUAAGUGAUGCGUGAUUGUAGAAUAGGUUGAAUGUUGUUAUAUUAUUAUUUAUAAGCGAUAGGGACAUAUUUGUAAAAUUUUUCAUUAUAAGGUAAAGUAAGUUAAAUACGGUUAGAGAACAUUGUAGGCUUCCAGAGCAGUCGAAGUGUUGUGAGAUUUCCUCACAGUCAGAUGUGGUUAGUUUAUAGCUGUCUACCAAAGCAGAAAACCUAAAGAUUUCCAUAACACAAUUCUAAACCCGUACAGGUGCUAGGUAAUUGAAUCAUUUUUCCAUUUAUGAUAUUUGCUAUUUCUGUGGACUUGUAACAAACUUAAACAUUAGAUUAUUUAUUUGAAUUAUUAUUUAUUUAAAUUACUAUUUAUUAAAUUAGUUUUGUAUUUAAGUUAAUGUAAGUCUUAGAUAAGAAACCGUUUAGAUUUGUUUGCAAGUCGUUAAAAGUACAUUACAAACAUGAUAAAUUGUUUCAAUUUUAAAAUCACUGUAUAAACAGUCUAUGAAUUAAGUUACAAUUUUAAUUUCAUCAGUUUAAUCAAUUGGGUAUUUGCAACUCUCUAAAGAAUAUUGUAUUUAUACUUUAUUUUACAAAUAAUAUAGUGUCUCUAUGUAUGAGUGAGUCUUGGUAAAUAAAUAUUGAGUAUUUAUUUAUUUA